AUGACCACAAUACCCUCCCGACUCGCGCAGAUGACGCGCAUCUCAAGUAGCCGCACAGAAGCGCGCCUUCGAGUUAUUGACCUAUAUAGAGCAUGGGUCCGUGCUGCUCCUGAGAUUUGUACAAUCUAUGCGUUGAACGUCACUCCAACCUACCUGCGCCAAUCAAUUCGCCAGAAGUUUGAGCAGAACCGCCAUGUAACAGACCAGCGCGCCAUCGAGGUGUUACUGCUCAAGGGCCAGCAGGAAUUGCAGGAGACGUUGAACUGUUGGAAGCAGCCGGACCAUAUAUAUGGGAUUAUACUCCAAAAUAACCAACGGCCACACCGAACAUUCCUGCAGAAGUUCUAUGAGGGUCGUGACGAGGAUGCUGUUCUUCCCGCUGCAUCUGGCACUGUAUAGAACAUAGAUGAGAAUGAUCUUCAGUACCGCCUUCUCCUUUCGAAGCAUCGAUUGCGUAGAUUUACACGUCAGUGUUGGGUGGAUAAUGCACCUGCCAGUUGCGGCCAUUUUGCUGCCUGAAGUUUUCAGACCGAUCAGAAAACAUCCAACUGUUUCAGCCCACCUCCCGGUUUUAAAGUGUGACCUGCACCCCGGCGCCUACACACUUUGCAAGAGGGUAUACCGAGCAGUGAUUGUUCGGUGUAUCAACGGUGAU
Suillus plorans is the source of this 655-nucleotide messenger RNA. RefSeq names its product NdufA6 NADH-ubiquinone oxidoreductase 14.8 kDa subunit. The transcript is spliced from 3 exons. The coding region runs from base 1 to 399 and encodes 132 amino acids. NCBI's taxonomy places the organism in Eukaryota, Fungi, Basidiomycota, Agaricomycetes, Boletales, Suillaceae. The record is from RefSeq and is a predicted model, not a curated record. Gene Ontology annotation, biological process: response to oxidative stress.